GCCCUCAAGCAGUAAAUAAUUUACCGGUGUUGCAACAUCAAGCAAUGAUGGCGACCAACAGCGGAGACCCAGGUGGCGAUGCUGAGAUGCUUGAUGACACUCUAGAGAAGUCAAAAUGCACCCCUUCAGAAACAACCUCGGAGAACUCCAAUCCAGAGGACGGGAGCAAAUUAACGACCGGGUCAAAGACGGAAUCCACAAACCAGCAAAGUGAAAAUACAAACUCAGAAACAAAAAAUGGCAGCGAGCCACCGGAUACAACUGUCGAUGUGACAACGGAGAACAGUAGCAAAGAAGAUGAGAAUUCUAAGGAGACUGCCAUGGAUGUGUCUGCCGGAGCUGAACUGACUAGAGUCUCGAGUGAUGAGCCAGCAGAAGCAGCAGAAGCUGCGGAACCAAAAGAAACAGUGGAUUUUAAAGUGGUGUUUAAUAAACAGAAACAUGAUGUUAGUUUUGAUCUUGAUGGAACAGUUUCAUCUCUCAAGAUACACUUGCAGACGACAACAGGUGUACCAUCAGGGAUGCAGAAGUUGAUGUACAGAGGUCUGAUGAAAGAUGACAAAACACUGAGAGAUCUAAAGGUCACCAAAGGGGUCAAGUUGAUGCUGAUUGGUUCAACCAUCAAUGAUGUUCUAGAAGUCAAUAAACCUGUUGCCAAGGGAACUACUAAAGAAAAAGAUGAAGCAGGAGCCCCUGCCAAGGAGGCAUUGAGCAAACAGAAGAUGCACAAGAAGGUUCUUGAUAAAGGCAAACCAGAAGACAUCAUGCCUGGCAUCAAGGGCAGAAAGGAUGCAUUACCGUCAGUGCCAAUAUCUGGCAUGUACAACAAGGCUGGUGGAAAAGUACGACUCACAUUCAAAUUGGAAAUCGAUCAACUCUGGAUAGGCACAAAAGAGCGGACAGAAAAGCUUCCAAUGAGCUCCAUUAAGAAUGUCAUCAGUGAACCCAUAGAGGGACAUGAACAAUAUCAUAUCAUGGCCAUUCAACUUGGUCCGACGGAGCAAUCUCGCUACUGGCUGUACUGGGUACCAGCGCAGUACACACACGCUAUCAAGGAUGCAAUCCUCUUCAAAUGGCAGUAUUUCUGACGGUUGGCGAAUGCAACACCAGCCCCUUGUUUCUUGUAUUCCUCAUCCGUUGUGUCAAAGCUCUCGUACUUGUUUGUUUCUCCUGCUGAAAGAUGUUCCGCUGGCCAGGCCAGUAGGUGAUGCUUGUAUAGGGAGGGUCGGGGAGAGUCUAGGCUGACGAAGUGCAAAACACAGACAUGUAGCAACAAAAGAAGGGGAUAAUUCAGAUAGAUGUCAUCAUUGCAUUUAUAACCUCUACUGAAAAUUAUGAAUAAUGAUAGUGGUUGCGUUUACACAGAAAGUCAUUUACCUAUGGUCUGCAGAUUGCAAUCUAAACAUGACGCAAUUACAGGGUUUAUUUUAAAGCUGGAAUCCUUAGAGGGGCUGUGUUGUCCUGAUUAAAGCAGGUAAAACUUGUUCAUUUAGGGGUUGAACAAAGAAUGUUAAGAACAAAGAAUGUUCAACCCCACAUUAACAUUUACCCAGUAAGUUUCCCUCGUUGAUUGUUAUUAAAUUUUAUUCAAUGAGACAUUUAUUUCCUCUUCAAAUAAAUAUGAAUAUUGCAUGGAAUAUUAAAAGUAGGGGCAAACCUACACAAACUUUAUGCAAAGGAAUUCAAGUUUGCAAAGAUUUUCUUAUUGCCGUAUGGUCUGCUGUAACAUUGCUACAUGGAACUUAUGUUGCUGAGGGGCAGUCUUGGAAUUUCAUCUUUGAGAGGGCAAGUCCAUUUGCAUUUUGCAAAAGGCACUUCCAUUAGGAAAUAUACAAGUCUCUUGAAAACUUUUGAAAGGGCACCAAAGCCAAGACCAUGGGCAACAGAGGUCAUGGCCUCUGUGAUGUUUUUGAAGUUUCACUUUGUGUAAACAGCUAUUCCUAAUUUCAUAGAGCUUCUAAAAGACAAAAGUGCUUAACAAAUUUCUGCCAAGCAAAAAAAAAGUAGUUCAUAUGUCAGAAAUGGUAUGUGUGUAGUUUGGAUGGUCACCUUAUUCUGGUAAGCAAAAUUGUUUUGUGCUUAGCUACUUUGUGUUAACAGCUCUGUGAAAUUGGGCACCGAUUAUCAAGGUUUCAUUUUAAGGUGUUUGACGUAUAAAUAAACAAGGAGCGAUAUGGGCUUGUACAUAAUGGAAUGUUCUAUUAUUAGGAUUACUCUAUAAUGUUAAUUUUGAUGAUUUUAAGGCACUUAUGUUUUUACUUGCCCAACAAAAACUUCAUUUUGGGUUUCUUAAUUAAAAUUUGGUUUGCAUCUAUGCCCCCACUUCCAAGAGGGAAAUUUUCCUAAACUGACUAUAAUUUGUGCACAUCUAUGUCUUUUUUAAAUGCUGAUCUUGAACAAAAUAAAGCAAACAUUUUUUUUAAACACAUUUAGCCUACAGUUACAGAAUUGUGUCUUACUGUUCCUAAUAUAGAACUUAUCAAUAUAAACCACAAGGGAAACUGACUGGGUAAAUUUGUAAAUGAUUUUUGGGGGUUGAACAAAGAAU
This is a messenger RNA of Asterias rubens (European starfish), 2548 nucleotides long. RefSeq names its product ubiquitin domain-containing protein UBFD1-like. NCBI's taxonomy places the organism in Eukaryota, Metazoa, Echinodermata, Asteroidea, Forcipulatida, Asteriidae. The transcript has 7 exons. Gene Ontology annotation, molecular function: cadherin binding; RNA binding. The record is from RefSeq and is a predicted model, not a curated record. Bases 45 to 1088 code for a protein of 347 amino acids.